Molecule: messenger RNA, 2519 nt
Organism: Sinocyclocheilus grahami
Lineage: Eukaryota; Metazoa; Chordata; Actinopteri; Cypriniformes; Cyprinidae
Product: lysosomal protective protein-like
Exons: 11
Coding region: 303-1676 (457 amino acids)
Biological process (GO): proteolysis
Molecular function (GO): serine-type carboxypeptidase activity
Source: RefSeq, a predicted model, not a curated record
AUUCUUCUAAAAGAACACAAAGAAUGGCCUUCUCAGCUGCCAUAGCAGCAACUCUUGCUUCAUCAGAACAGCGUGUUCAACACACCACCGUUUCCGUUUAAAACACGUUUUGCACCGUUUUUGUCGGGGCUGAACCGCUGAACGCAGCCCUGGUAGUCUGGUCAUUUGGGCGGAGUCUAGUUUGUCAGCAUCACCUGACGACUGUAAAAGUCAUAUGACAGUCAGAGAAAGGGAAGCUUAAACCGCAGGGUCGCAGGGGUCUUCAAGUCUUGUGUACGGGUCCAUGUCCAUCAGACUGUGAAAUGUCUUCUCUGCGUGUCUUCUUCUGUCUUCUGUCCGUCUCUGUGCUUGUGGCGAGCGGCAUGUAUGAUCCAGAUGAGGUGCUGGAUCUGCCGGGCAUGUCUUUUAAACCCAAUUACCGCCAGUGGUCAGGAUAUCUGAAGGCCAGUUCUGGCAAGUUUUUGCAUUAUUGGUUUGUGACGUCUCAGAGGGACCCGCUCAAGGACCCAGUCGUGCUGUGGCUGAACGGAGGGCCAGGCUGCAGCUCUUUGGAUGGGUUUCUGUCAGAGAAUGGCCCCUUUCAUGUUAAUGAUAAUGGAGCCACACUUUAUGAGAACGAAUUCAGCUGGAAUAAAAUCGCCAAUGUUCUUUAUCUUGAGUCGCCUGCUGGAGUGGGUUAUUCCUACUCCGAUGACCAAAAAUAUCAAACCGAUGAUGAUGAGGUGGCAAAUAACAACUACCUGGCUUUGCAAAGCUUUUUCAUCAAAUUCCCAAAUUUCACCCAGAAUGAGUUUUUCAUUUUUGGUGAGAGUUAUGGAGGCAUCUACGCACCCACACUCAUUCUGAGAGUUGCCACUGGAGGUCAGCUUAAAGUGAACUUUAAGGGCUUUGCUGUGGGAAAUGGCAUUAGUAGCUUUGCACUAAAUGACCAAUCGCUAAUCUACUUUGGCAACUAUCAUGGCCUGUUUGGAGAACAGCUGUGGAAGGAUCUGAAUGACAACUGCUGUCAAAAUGGAGUCUGUAAUUUCUACAACAAUUCUAAAGAGUCCUGCUCCGUUGUGGUAUCACAUGCGUUUAAUAUAGUCUAUAACUCUGGGUUGAAUACGUACGCGCUGUAUCUUGACUGUGCUGGUGGUGUCACAUCUCAGAGAGCCAUGAUGCAUCUGUUCAGAAACUUCAAGAAGCAUUGGGAAGCUAAUAAGUUAGUAGGAAGUACUCCAAAUGUUCAGGGAGUGCCUCCAUGCAUCAAUAGUACCGCUCAGAUAAACUGGCUUAAUCGAGGUGAUGUGAGGAAGGCGCUGCACAUUCCUGAUGUACUACCACCAUGGGACAUCUGCAGUGAUGUUGUGGGAAGCCAGUAUCACACCAUUUACGAAACUAUGAAGGAUGUCUAUGAGAAGCUGCUGGCUUUGGGUCUGAGAGCUUUGGUCUAUAAUGGAGAUACCGAUAUGGCUUGUAAUUUCCUUGGGGACCAGUGGUUUGUUGAGCAGCUUGGACAGAAGGCAAGCACUCAAUACCAACCCUGGAUUUAUGAUAACCAGAUUGCUGGAUUCUACCAGCAAUUUGGCAACAUCACUUUCCUCACAGUCAAGGGUGCAGGUCACAUGGUUCCUCAGUGGGCUCCUGGUCCAUCUCUCCAGAUGCUACAGAGUUUCCUGUCCAAUAAGCCUUAUUGAACUUCCUCCAGACCGUGUCCUGUCUUAAAGCACUAGAUCUGAUUUUUAGAAGUGGUCUUGAAUGGACUUCAAGAAAGUGUGAUUUUAAGGAAACUGUUGAAAUGUGACAUGAAGCUGCACAGUAAUUUUCUCAGGGACUGUUGGGUGUACGUGUGUUUGCAUAUGUAUGGGAAUUUUGAAAUGCUUUUUGUUUUUUAAUUGCUUGGAUCUUUUUAAACCAAUUCUUCAUUGAACACUAGGGGUGGUUUUCACAGUCAUGUUGAUCAUAACAAAAUCACGUUAUCCCAAUUUUAUAUAUAUAUAUUAUUUUUUAUUUAAAAAAAAAAACUGUUUAGUGGAUAUCACAUGGUUUUAAAAUGCUUAUUUUGUCCUUAAAUCAUGGGUUACUGUUAAGGGAUCUGUUCAUUGAAUACGUGGUGAGAUGUACUGAGGACAAAUAUAUUUAUAGUCUUAAUUUUGUUCCUACCCUUGAUACACUCAACAUUGAAACAAAUUUAUACUGUUCUUAAUUAUUUGGAUCUAUUGUUAUAAAUGGUUUACAAUCCUAUCUGAUUGGCAAAUCCUCUAAGAAGGAUUAUAUGAAUGAGCAUAUAACAAUCCGUUUGACCAAAGAUAUUGGAAUCAGUAUAAACCAAGAAAUAAAAAAGCUGUUUUAGUGUGUUUUGUCUGUGUAUAUCUGUAUUCAUUAAGAUUAUGAUCUGACUAAUGAUAUGGCAACUCUUGAUCACAACAGCAUCAAGACGUAUUGACAUGAGAAAUGAAAAUUGACCGAUUUAAGUAAUACGUGUGGUAGAGUAUAUAUUACGGUGGCCGAGAAGUGCAAAGCAGAUCACAAUUCUGAAA